AUGACACAACCGCAGAAGACCAUUGCCGUGGUCAACGCGACAGGCCGGCAAGCGGCGUCGCUAAUCCGCGUCGCGUCCGCCGUGGGGUAUUCCGUUCGCGCGCAAAUCCACUCGUUGAAAGGCACAAUCGCACCGGAGCUGGCCGAACUCCCAAAUGUGACACUCCUGCAAGGACCGUUACUCGGCAAUGUCGCCUUAAUGGACGAGCUCUUCAAGGGCGCCCAACUCGCCUUCAUCAACACCACCUCCCAGUCCGGCGAUGAGGUCGCGAUCGGCCGGGCCCUCGCUGACGCUGCCAAACGAGCCGGCUCGAUCCAGCAUUACAUCUAUAGCAGUAUGCCGGAUCAUUCAGUUCAUGGGCCUUGGCCGGCUGUCCCGCAGUGGGCGCCCAAGUUCACAGUGGAAAACUAUAUUCGCCAGCUAGGCAUGCCGGCAACUUUUGUCUACGCCGGUAUCUACAACAAUAACUUUACUAGCUUGCCCUAUCCGCUGUUCCAGAUGGAGUUGCUGGCUGAUGGGAGCUUUGAAUGGCGUGCGCCGUUUGAUCCGGAGAUUCCACUGCCCUGGCUAGACGCGGAACAUGAUGUGGGACCGACUCUGCUACAGAUUUUCAAGGAUGGAACGAAGAAGUGGAAUGGUCACCGCAUCGCCCUCACCUUCGAAACCCUCUCCCCUCUCCAAGUCUGUGCGGCCUUUUCGCGCGCCCUUGACCGGCCAUGCAAUUACAUCCGCGUCCCCAAAAUCGAAGUCAAGGUCAAUAUCCCACCAGGGUACCGGGAACAACUAGAAGCUCUCGAGAUCCUGUUCGGCGAUUGCGACGCACCCUACUUCCCUCAACCAGAGUUCUCACAACCAGCCGCUGGCUCACCAAAGGGUCUCGGACCGGCUGGUGGAAAGGGUGCUGGUGCGGGUAUGAUGCAGGGGCCUGGUGGGGUUAUCUCGCUGCGGGUGACGGACGAAUCUCGACAUCUGUGGCAGGGCUGGCGCGACAUGGAAGAGUAUGCGCGGGAAGUGUUCCCCGUGGAAGAGGAGGCAAAUGGGUUAGAUUGGAUGCUUUAG
This is a messenger RNA of Penicillium antarcticum, 1059 nucleotides long. Its product is annotated as NmrA family NAD(P)-binding protein. Lineage: Eukaryota; Fungi; Ascomycota; Eurotiomycetes; Eurotiales; Aspergillaceae. The record is from RefSeq and is a predicted model, not a curated record. The transcript is spliced from 2 exons. Bases 1 to 1059 code for a protein of 352 amino acids.